AUGAAGUCAUUUCUUACCCACACGAACGGAGGUAGCAGUACUGGUGCCAAAUCCAAACGCCCACGCUUUGAGUUUCUGGGCAUCGCCGAGCACACGUCAAGCAGCUCAUCCGACGGCGACAUUUUGGGUGCCGACGGGACGUACUCGUCCACCAUGGACUACAGCAAAUCAUCUCUGCGACUGCAUGCACUAAUAAACAGGCUAGACUCUUCAAUCAACACCAUGAUGUGUGAGGGCGAGGUUAUGUCGGACAUGUUCGUAAACAUCGGCUCGCAUUUCCGCCGCUACAACCAGCUGAUUUCCAACACGCUGUCAACGCUCAAGGAAAUAACACAAGUGUGUGCAGAGAGAGGUAUUGACGCCACUGCACACAAGAGAUACGGUGAUGCCCCGCAUGGCUACAUGGUGGAGCCAAUGUGCCAUGAACCGCGGUCUGUUGCCACUGCCAGCACAAACAUGCCAUCGUCGCUGCCACUUGGUUCGCACCAAGCUCCGCCGCCGCCGCCGCCGCCACCCAUGGUAUCCCAUGCCAUGGUACCGUUGAUGAAUCGAGCCACACCACAUGGUGCUCCAUCAUCGCCACCCAGAUUCCACAGCGCGCUGCCUUCAACUGCUAGCAUGGGAAAGCCUGCUAUAACACUAUCGGCAAAACGGCCACUGUCAGACUUCAACUUCUUCUGCCGUGAUGCCCGCAAGCUUGUUGUCGAGGCACACCCAGAGUAUACGAAGGAACAGGUCAACAAGGAACUAGGUCGCAUCUGGUCUGUGCUAGACAAGAACUCACGCCAGCAUUACCGCAGUAUGUAUAUCCAGGACAAAUUGCGCUACAAGCAGGAUGUAGCGACGCUAUCGGGCUCGGCCAAGCGAGAUGCCAGUGGAAACAAGAAAAUAAAAAGUGCUGGUAAUGCCAAUGCUGCUGACUGCAAUGCACCGGAUCGCGUCUGCGACCAGGACACAGAUGAGACAGAUGACAUAGACGAGCCCCUGGCACAUACGCUGCUGCGCUCAAAGUCUCAGGUUAAGUAG
Linderina pennispora is the source of this 1026-nucleotide messenger RNA. RefSeq lists its product as uncharacterized. The record is from RefSeq and is a predicted model, not a curated record. The transcript has 2 exons. Lineage: Eukaryota; Fungi; Kickxellomycota; Kickxellomycetes; Kickxellales; Kickxellaceae. Bases 1 to 1026 code for a protein of 341 amino acids.